Messenger RNA from Solea senegalensis (Senegalese sole), 1808 nucleotides. Its product is annotated as SH3 domain-containing YSC84-like protein 1. Gene Ontology annotation, cellular component: ruffle membrane. Lineage: Eukaryota; Metazoa; Chordata; Actinopteri; Pleuronectiformes; Soleidae. The record is from RefSeq and is a predicted model, not a curated record. Bases 303 to 1427 code for a protein of 374 amino acids. The transcript is spliced from 11 exons. Gene Ontology annotation, molecular function: phosphatidylinositol binding; protein binding.
ACAACACUCGUGCACGGCGGCAGCGCGCUGAACUUUGGGGCUGCCCACGCGCCGCCUGUCUCCCUAACAACGUCCUUCUCUCUUUUAAAACUUCGCCUGUUCGCGUGUGACGUCACAGAUAAUCCGCCCCGUCUGUGUACACCUGCGCCCGUCUCGUCGACGUCAUUACUGCAGAUCAUCAUCAUCAUCAUCAUCAUCGUCAUUAUUUUUUUUUUUUUUACCGCCGCUGUGAAAGCCGGAAGCGCGGCGGGCACCUGUGCGCAGGUAAACAAGCGGAGGAAGAGAAGAAAGAAAGAAAGAAAAUGAGUAACCCAAUCCCAUCCAACCUCAAGUCUGAGGCCAAGAAAGCUGCCAAGAUCCUGACGGACUUCACCGAGAUCUCCGGCAGGACCGGACCGGACAAACUCAUCCCCCCUCAUGUCAUAGCGAAGGCUGAAGGUCUCGCCAUCAUCUCUGUCAUCAAGGCAGGUUUCCUGAUCACGGCCAGAGGAGGCAGCGGCAUCGUCAUCGCCAGGCUCGCCGACAGACGUUGGUCCGCCCCCUCUGCCAUCGGCAUCGCCGGGCUUGGAGGAGGCUUUGAGAUUGGAGUGGAGGUGUCAGACCUGGUGAUCAUCCUGAACCAGCGCAGAGCCAUCGAAGCCUUUACCAAGGGCGGGAAUCUGACGCUGGGCGGGAACUGCACUGUCGCCGUGGGACCAGUGGGCAGGAACGUGGAAGCAGACGUGGCGCUGCGCAGCACCGCAGCAGUUUUCACCUACUGCAGAUCCAGAGGUUUGUUCGCUGGUAUUUCCCUGGAGGGAUCGUACCUGAUCGAACGCAAGGAAACCAACCGCAAGUUCUACUCCCGCGACAUCCGAGCUUCAGCCAUUUUGAACGGAGACGUGGAGCCUCCAUCUGAGUGCUACGACCUUUACCACAUCCUGGACGCUUACUCCGAGGCCUACACCACAGACUGGACCAGCAAGAACAUGCGAUCAGUGUCGUCUGUUGCUCCGUCCAGACCUCCAGCUCCAGCUCAGCCGAAACCGCCGAGCAACUACCAUCAACCGCCGAGCAACUACCAACAACCGCCGAGCAACUACCAACAACCGCCGAGCAACUACCAACCGCCAGCCAGCUCAGGUGCUCGACCAGGAAGUAAGAACGCUCUGUAUCCGAGUAUCUCUGUCUAUAAAUCUGAAACCUCAGAUAAAUUUGCCUCGAGGAGUCAGAGCGUCGGCGGGGCACUGUCAUCAGCUGCAGCUGGCCCCCAGCUGGUCGUCACGGCGACGCACCCGUUCACCGGGCAGCAGCCGGGCGACCUGAGCUUCAGCCCCGGCGACCGCAUCACCGUCGUCACCAAGACCGACUCCGAGUACGACUGGUGGGAGGGGCAACUGGAUGAUGGGCGGGUCGGGAUCUUCCCCGCUAACUUUGUUACAUACUGAGGCUCCUCCUCCGCCCGCUGGUGUGUCGGAGGUACUGCAGCUACAACACUGGGGCCAGUUACGGGCAGCAGUUAGGGUCAAGAGACGUUUACAGGUCACACUUUAAAGAUGAAAUCAUUAAUAACAACUUCAUCACAAAAAUGUUCUCUCUGGAUUUUUAAUUCUUUACAUUCAAACACAAACAUGAAUUCAUUAUUCACACAUUCAUGUUCUGUCACUUUAGAACUACAUUUGAAAUAUAAACCUACAUUAAAAAAUACAUUUAAUCUGGAAUAUAUUUAAUCUGACAUGAGUUACUGCAGCGUCAGCUGACCAAAGGUCAGCUGACUUUUUCAGGGGUUUUCUUCUUCUUUUUGCUUUGAAUAAAAUAAAUAAAUUCUA